This is a messenger RNA of Penicillium canescens, 687 nucleotides long. RefSeq lists its product as uncharacterized. The coding region runs from base 1 to 687 and encodes 228 amino acids. The record is from RefSeq and is a predicted model, not a curated record. The transcript has 2 exons. Lineage: Eukaryota; Fungi; Ascomycota; Eurotiomycetes; Eurotiales; Aspergillaceae.
AUGAUUGCUACGGUUACACUAUGGACUGCCACGAGGUACUGCAAACGUUAUCUACUGCUGAGACAUAUCACCAUUUUCAACAAGCUCGGUAUCUAUCUUCUUGGAGUCACCAGCCACAAGGCCAUUUCGGAAGGUAAAAUGCGAAAAACACUACAAAAGAGACACUCUUGGACAGACGAGGAGCUGAAGAUUCUCUCGUACCUCCGACACACUUGCCACUGGCACUUCAAGCAAAUCCAAAAGUCAUACUUCCCAUCACUUUCUCCGAGCGCACUCCGAGGAGCCUACUGGCACCAGUCUACCGAAGACCGCAUACGCCGAGCGUCGAACGCCACUAUCCCAAUCACCGAUCCUCGCAACUCGCUGAAAGGCUUCUCAAGUGCCUCCAAAACUCAUUCCAUCUCGGAUAAUCUCAGUCGAUCAGAAAACAGUAUUGAGGCUUUGGCAUCGACCCCUCAAAGUCCCGUGGAUAGAGACAAGCCAUUCAUUUCCAACGAGUGCAACUCGAGUCGCUACGAACUCCGGCCAAACAGACCCUCAAACUUCCCUCCAAGAAAGCCGCAAUAUCUAGUUGACCGACGCCGUUUCCCCCACUUCUUUAGAUCACAGCGACUACACUCCUCCAUCUCGGAUGCCUACGCCAAGCUCAUCAGAUCGAAGCGUUUCCAUUAUCUCAAGCCUUGCUAG